UCCCAGCUCGGCCUCUCAGCCUGGCUACAGCCAGCGGCCCGAGCACGGCACAACACCACAACGCCCCCCCCCCGGAAGCGCAUCGGGAAGCCCGCGGCUUCCUGCCUGCGCGUGCGCGCUGCCGGUUUUACGUCACUUCCGGCGGCGGCGUUUGAGUACGGAGCGCGCCAAGGCGUGAGGUUCAAAAUGGCAAAUGUGCUCCAGGACACAUGUACACUUGAAGCUUCUUAUUCUGAAAGUGUUGAUGCUGAGCUGUCCUUUCUGCCUGAAAGACUGAGAAAGAAACUGCUUCCUUUUCAGGAGAAAGGCAUCAUGUUUGCACUUCAGAGGAGUGGCAGGUGUAUGAUUGCUGAUGAGAUGGGACUAGGUAAAACAAUUCAAGCAAUUGCUAUUUCCUACUACUACAGGAAGGAAUGGCCUCUCUUAAUAGUAGUGCCUUCAUCUCUGAGAUAUCCUUGGGUUGAUGAGAUGGAGAAGUGGAUUCCAGAACUAUCUCCAGAUGAUAUUAUUAUCAUUCAGAACAAAACUGAUAUUGGGAGAAUAUCAAGCAGCAAAGUGACAGUUCUGGGAUAUGGCCUGUUAACUUCUGAUGCCCAGACUUUAGUAGACGCUCUGUAUAGGCAGAACUUCAAGGUAGUUGUGAUUGAUGAAUCACACUAUAUGAAAUCCAGGAAUGCUAAACGCAGCAAGAUUUUAUUGCCAAUUGUGCAGAAAGCCACUAGAGCAAUUCUUCUUACUGGAACUCCUGCUCUGGGAAGACCUGAAGAGCUUUUCAUGCAGAUUGAGGCACUUUUUCCAGGAAGAUUUGGAACUUGGAGUGAAUAUGCCAAAAAAUACUGUGAUGCUCGUUUGAGUGCUCAAGUUGGAAGGAUGAAUCCUUUCAAGGACAGCCACAGACUGAAGAAAAGAUAAGAGCAAAAGUUGUAGCUGUCUUCCAUCUGUCUAGCAAUCUGAGUGAGUUAUGCCUUUAUUUUGCCAGUGUAGAAAUGAGUCCUCACCUCCUUCCACACUGGUCAUAAUCGGCCAUCUGAAAUCAACAGUAGUUUAUAAGCCCAGUAAAGCUUAAAAUUCCUUUUUUUUUUUUUUCUUCCCUCUUUUAAGGAAAAAAUUACCAGUAAUUACCAGUAUAAUUUACAUACUUGUAAAAUACUCUCCUGUCCUUGAGAAAUGCCACCUGGGCUUUUCUCCAAACCCAGCAAAAUCUGCCAUGCUAUGUAUUUUGUUGCUUCUUGGCAAUGUUGAUACAGAAGGGCUCUUCUCUUGCAACAUGUCCUUGAAAAUAAAAGAAAGAAAAAGAAACACAGCUAUUAAUUUAUUUCUCUUUUUUAGCCUUGAGCUUUUUAACUUUUAAACUUCCUCUGUUUAGCCUUGCUUUUUCAAUACAAUUACAUUUCAAACUGAAUCACAGAAUCACAGAAUUGUAGGGGUUGGAAGGG
This is a messenger RNA of Meleagris gallopavo (turkey), 1436 nucleotides long. Lineage: Eukaryota; Metazoa; Chordata; Aves; Galliformes; Phasianidae. The record is from RefSeq and is a predicted model, not a curated record.